Coccidioides immitis RS is the source of this 228-nucleotide messenger RNA. RefSeq lists its product as uncharacterized. Bases 1 to 228 code for a protein of 75 amino acids. NCBI's taxonomy places the organism in Eukaryota, Fungi, Ascomycota, Eurotiomycetes, Onygenales, Onygenaceae. The record is from RefSeq and is a predicted model, not a curated record. The transcript is spliced from 2 exons.
AUGGAAGCGGAUCCCAACAACCUCUCGAUCGAUGCGGUGCGGGAUUCAAUCUCUAGAUAUAUGGUCAAGCGGAUUGAGAGAAUCUUACUUAGAUUACCGAACAGGUCUUCCACUGUUCCUAUAUUAGCUAGAGCUGAGGGCCAGAAGGUAUCGCCGGUAUCGGAGAAAAGCAUGAUACCUCGUUGUAUCCCCCCUCAAGAAACAAAUUCUCGGACGGCUCCCAGAUAA